GGUUCCAUCUGAGCGACCCCUCACCCUACCAUGCAGGGUCAGAGGAUGUCAUUGUCCUGCCUACCAGUAUGUUCCCCGGAUUGGGCCAAACCCUGUCCACUGCAGGUGUAAACACUUGCCUCAGGAUCACAGUGAAGCCACUGGCCACUUGUGCAAAAAGUAGCCCCUUCACCUGUUUGUGUGGCCAGGCCAGCUCUGCCCACCAGACCCUGGUUGAGACAAAACUAGAGAGGGAGGCACGUGGCCAGCCCAUAGGCAGGGAUGUCCCUUAUGCUGCCAUGGGGGGGCUGAUAGGGUUCAGCUCCUUGUUGGAUGGUUAUCUUGCUUUGGAACCCAGUGGCUCAGAGCAAGACAGAGAAGACGGCUGCCAGCAGAGAUGCUCAGCAUCUUGGAUCAAAGAAAUGUCUCCUAAAAAUCCAUCUGUAUUCACUGUUAGAGAGAGACCAACAAACAGUGAAAUGCAAUGUCCUUCUCAGAGUUCAUCUGUCAAACCCAACCAUUAAAUAUUACAUUCCUCAAAUACAUCA
Micropterus dolomieu (smallmouth bass) is the source of this 527-nucleotide messenger RNA. Its product is annotated as protein FAM221A-like. NCBI's taxonomy places the organism in Eukaryota, Metazoa, Chordata, Actinopteri, Centrarchiformes, Centrarchidae. The transcript is spliced from 4 exons. Bases 69 to 503 code for a protein of 144 amino acids. The record is from RefSeq and is a predicted model, not a curated record.